AUGACAACCUUCACGAAGCUCAGUAGCGCGGAGGCGCCUGGAAUUUCCGUCCACUCAAACCGGCGCAUUUCCAAAAUCAAUCCCAACAUAUAUGCUGGGUUUACGGAACACAUGGGUCGCUGCAUCUAUGGGGGUAUCUACGAUCCUGGGAACCCAUUGUCAGACGAGAAUGGCUUCAGGAAGGAUGUGCUCGAAGCUUUGAAAGAGCUUAAUAUUCCCGUUGUCCGCUACCCUGGUGGUAAUUUCAUGGCAACUUACCAUUGGAUCGAUGGAGUCGGUCCGAAGGAUCAGCGUCCUUCACGCCCUGAGUUGGCGUGGCUAGGGACAGAAACAAAUCAGUUCGGAACUGACGAGUUCAUGAAGUGGUGUGAGGCCCUUGGAACUGAGCCCUAUUUCUGUCUGAACUUUGGGACAGGGACUCUCGACGAAGCCCUUGCCUGGGUCGAAUAUUGCAAUGGCACCAGAGACACCUACUAUGCCAACCUCCGGCGCAAGAAUGGGCGUGAAGAGCCAUAUAAUAUUAAGUACUGGGCCUUGGGAAAUGAGACAUGGGGUCCGUGGCAGGUUGAGCAGAUGACCAAGGAAGACUACGCACACAAGGCCUUCCAGUGGGCGAAAGCCCUCAAACUUCUGGACCCUAGCCUGGUCCUGGUCCUUUGCGGACAAGACGGCACCGCGUCGUGGGAUUACUAUACCCUCAAGCACUGUCUCCUGCCCGCAUUUUCUCCACUCUCGACCAGCACUGUCCCCCUCAUCGACAUGCACAGCAUCCACCUAUACACCUCCUCAUCAUCCCACCUCCCCAACGUCACCGCCCCGCUCGCAGCCGAGCGCGCCAUCGAAAUCACCUCCUCUCUAAUUGACCUAGCACGAAUCGAGAACGGAGUCCCGCCCGAGCAGCUCCGCCCCACCAUCUGCUUCGACGAAUGGAACGUGUGGGAUCCCAUCCGCGCCGAAGGCAGCAAAGGCGCCGAAGAAUGCUACACGCUGUCCGACGCGCUCGCCGUCGCAGUGUACCUCAACGUCUUCGUCCGCAAAAGCAAGGACGUCGGCAUGGCGUGCAUCGCCCAGACCGUCAACGUCAUUUCACCCCUCAUGACGACCAAAGACGGCAUCACGAAACAGACCACCUGGUGGCCGCUGUACCUGUUCUCGAAGUACAUGCGUGGCUGGACGAUCAGCGCGCAUCUGUCUUGCGGGACUUAUGAGGGCGAAACCUCGCCUAAGUGGGUGCGUGGUGUCAAGGAUACGCCGUGGCUGGAUGUUAGUGCAACGCUGGGCGAGGAUGGCUACGUUAAUGUUGCUGUUGUCAAUAUCCAUGAGGAACAGAACAUCGAGACGCAGGUUGAUGGGACUAGUGGGGAUGUCCGUGUGUUCACUGUCACGGCGGACGUUAUUACUGCUACCAAUAUGAAGGGGAAACAGGAGGUUGGGGUCUUGGAGAGCACUUGGGAUGGAAGGGGUCCGUACGUUUUCCCUAAGCACUCGCUGACUCUCUUGCGGUGGAAG
Messenger RNA from Aspergillus campestris IBT 28561, 1509 nucleotides. Its product is annotated as alpha-N-arabinofuranosidase. Gene Ontology annotation, biological process: L-arabinose metabolic process; polysaccharide catabolic process. NCBI's taxonomy places the organism in Eukaryota, Fungi, Ascomycota, Eurotiomycetes, Eurotiales, Aspergillaceae. The transcript has 7 exons. Gene Ontology annotation, molecular function: alpha-L-arabinofuranosidase activity. The record is from RefSeq and is a predicted model, not a curated record. The annotation marks the transcript as partial.